ACGCUACCAACAAAUCACUCACACUCCCCUCCCUCUCCACGCCGACCCCAAGCUCCCUCUUUUCCCCUCCCCUCCCCUCCUCCCCCCACGUCUCCUCCUCCUCCAUCUCCGGCGGCCACCUGCCCCCACCGCCGAGACCCUUCCCCUUCCAGCACCCCCCCUCCCGGGCCCCGGAGCAGCACUGACAGAGAGAGAAAAAGAAAGCGGCUAAGGGGGGGAUCGAGAGAAGAUGAAGCCGAGGAGCUCGGCGAGGGGCGGAGGGGAGCCGAGGAAGAGGCUGCGGAAUGCGGCUCUCCUCGCGCUCAUGCUCUGCUCCCUCGUCGCGCUCUCCGUCAUCCGCGCCAGGUUCUCCCCGAUCGCUAGCGCCGGAGGCGAGCCGCUCAAGCUCAACGCCGACGAGUCGAAGCUGGUGGUCACCACCAAGCAGGCCGUCGUCAACACGGAGUCCGGCGAUGAUGCCGCCGACGAGUCCUCCUCCGCCUCCUCCUCGUCUUCGUCUUCGUCUUCGUCGGGAGCUGCUGCGGCGGAGGAGGAGGAGGACGCUCCGGCGAGGCCCGGCGGCGGGGAUGGGGGCAAGCAGGCGGUGUGCCACGAGACGAGCCGGCGGUCGGACACCUGCGAGGCAGCCGGCGACGUGCGCGUGGUGGGGAGCAGCCAGAUCGUGUACGCGGACGCGGUGGGGCGCGAGUGGAAGACGAAGCCGUACUGCCGGAAGCACGACGCGUUCGCGCUGUCGCACGUGAAGGAGUGGACGCUCAGGCCGCUGCCCCCCGGCGGCGACGGCGGGCCGAGGUGCACGACGAACAGCACGGCGACGGCGUUCGUGCUGUCCACCGGCGGGUUCACGGGGAACCCGUUCCACGACUACACGGACGUGCUCAUCCCGGCGUUCAUCACGGCGCACCGGUUCGCCGGCGAGGUGCAGUUCCUGGUGAGCAGCUACAAGCCGUGGUGGAUGAACAAGUACAUCCAGAUCUUCCAGCGGAUGAGCCGGUACGAGGUGCUCGACAUCGACGCCGACGCCGCCGACGAGGUCCGGUGCUACCGGAGGGCGGUGGUCGGGCCGGAGUUCCACCGGGAGCUCGGCGUCGACCCGUCCAAGACGCCGUCGGGCUACUCGGUGCUCGACUUCCGCAGCAUGCUCCGCGGCGCGUUCGGCCUGGACCGCGCCACGGCGACGCCGAGUGGCGACCGGUGGGACAUCCGCCGCCGCCCGCGCCUGCUGAUCAUCUCCCGCCGCGCCGCCCGCGGCCGCGCGUUCACGAACGAGCGCGCCAUGGCCGACAUGGCGGCCAGCCUGGGCUUCGACGUCCGCGUCGGCGAGCCCGACGCCUCCACCGACACCUCCAAGUUCGCCCGCCUCGUCAACUCCUGCGACGUCAUGGUCGGCGUGCACGGCGCCGGCCUCACCAACAUGGUCUUCCUCCCCGCCGGCGCCGUCCUCGUCCAGGUCGUGCCGUACGGCAAGCUGGAGUGGCUCGCCCGGAACACCUUCGCCGAGCCCUCCGCCGCCAUGGAGCUCCACUACCUCGAGUACGCCGUGCAGCUCGACGAGACGACGCUGAGCGAGCAGUACCCGCCGGACCACCCGGUGCUCCGGGACCCCAUGGCCAUCCACAAGCAGGGCUGGGAAGCUCUCAAGACCACCUACCUCGACAAGCAGAACGUCCGGCCGCACCUCGGCCGCCUCAAGAACACCUUCCUCCAGGCGCUCAAGCUGCUGCCCCACGACAAGGAAACCAUGAAUUAGCUUAGCUCAUCGGAAUCGAUCGCCGUCGCCAUUGCCGUCGACGUCGCCGUCGUCAUAGCGACUCGAAAAUUAUUGUAGUAUAGAUAUUUAGAUAGAUAGGUAGCUAAUUUUAAUUUUUUUCUCUAAUUAUUAUUUUCUAUUGAUCCCUAGCAAAGUUGCCAAGAUCAGUUAGUGUCACUUAUUUCUUUCUUUGAAAUAAUCCGUUGCAACGCACGGGCAAUUUGGCGGUGUUAAUAGAAUCACUAGGGUUUGUAUGCAGCUGUAUUACUUACAAUCAAAAGUAAGAACCAAGGCAAUCAUCUUAUACUAUCAAACAUCUAAGCUU
Oryza brachyantha (malo sina) is the source of this 2075-nucleotide messenger RNA. Its product is annotated as alpha-1,3-arabinosyltransferase XAT3-like. The coding region runs from base 230 to 1750 and encodes 506 amino acids. The transcript is spliced from 3 exons. The record is from RefSeq and is a predicted model, not a curated record. Gene Ontology annotation, molecular function: glycosyltransferase activity. Lineage: Eukaryota; Viridiplantae; Streptophyta; Magnoliopsida; Poales; Poaceae.